AUGUUGGAUCACCAAUCUAGCGCUACGAUAGAUGACCUGGAGUCCAUGCUAAUUAAUGAAGACACAAAGCCAAAGGCUCUGCCUCUCUCACUUCUCAAAGAAAUUACAAGUGAUUUCUCCGAGGAGAAGAUCAUUGGACGCGGUGGAUAUGCAGUGGUUUAUAAGGGAUCCGUCAGGAAUCGCACGAUCGCUGUGAAGAAGCUCUCCCCACAGUCUCAACCAGGAUUGGGUGAGAAGACAUUCAACGGAGAGAUUGAAUGCCUGAUGAAGGUGAAGCACAAAAAUGUAGUUCGGUUUCUAGGUUAUUGUUACGAGACGCAAGGGCAGAUUAUAAGAGCAGAUAACAUACCGAAACCUGUCAUGGCACAACAAGAACAACGAUUGCUUUGUUUUCAGUAUCUACCUAACGAAUCUCUUGAUAAACAUAUCACAGAUCCAUCUUGUGGACUUGAAUGGAAACAACGCUAUCAAAUAAUCAGUGGAGUCUGCGAGGGCUUACAUCAACUUCAUGAGCAAACUAUUCUUCACAUGGAUCUGAAACCACAAAAUAUACUUCUGGAUGACGACAUGGUCCCAAAAAUUAUUGAUUUUGGCUUCUCGAGGUGCUUGGAAGACAAUCAAAGCAAGGUUGAAACUGAAAAUAGAUAUGGAACAUUGGGAUAUAUGGCACGAGAGUUCUUCAAAAAUGGCAUAUUCACAAAAAGGUGUGAUUUGUUUAGUCUUGGUGUCAUAAUUAUGGAGCUAUUGACAGGAGAGCGCAAGGAGUACUGUGCCAUUGCCGAUGUAAGAGCAGUUUGUCACCUUUUCAUUUUAGACAAAUCACAGACACACAGACAAUUGGAGCAGAUAAAAGUAUGCGCCCAGAUAGGGAUUCAGUGCAGCGAUCCUAACCCAAACAAUAGACCACCAGAUACAAAGGAUAUAAUUGAUAGGCUUCAAAAAGUGGAUCGCAUACAGGAAACCCAAGAGUCCGGCAAGCCACUUCAAGUCCAACCGACCGUACUCGUGUUUGACUUGCAACCAGGGAAGUUGAGCCCAUGCUCACUGCAGCUAACAAACGACACGGAUGGACACGUGGCAUUUAAGCUUAGUACAACAGAGAGUGUGGACUGGUCGGAGCACUUCACGUCCAGGCUGCCGCUAUACGGCAUUGUGCCGGCGCGAUCCACGUACACUCUCAUUCUGACAGUGUUGGAGCGGGAUAGUAUACCACACAACAGAUUUUGUGAUAUGAUCCUGCAGAUCUGUCCAUCAAACUGGCAAAUCUUAUCCAUGGAGGAACCGCGAACACCUCUGUUUUCCAUAGAUGCUCACCCGACCAAACCAUGGAUCAUAACUGGUUAUGCUUGCGGACGCGUUAGCAUUUGGAACCACAACACACAGAAGCUACUGUAUUCGUUUAAAGUCUCGUUCGGACCAGUUUAUUCUGUUAAAUUUAUUGCACGGAAGCAAUGGUUCAUUUCCAGCUCAGCAGAAGGUCUCGUACAUGUGUACAGUUAUGAAACAAAUAUGCAAAAGAAGAGGACUUUCAAAGCUCAUUCUGGCCCCGUAUCGCUAGCUGUUCAUCCAACCCAUCCGUAUGUGGUGUCAUCGCCUUUUUCAGGCCGAGACCGACAGCAGAAGCUAUGGGACUGGGAUCAGGACUGGAAAUGCACACAAACAUUUGAGAAGGAACACUUUCCAUGCGACUUUUUCUACAAAGUCACUUUUGACCCAAAGGAGACCAAACGUUUUGCUAGCGCCACGUAUGACACGGUGAAGGUUUGGAGCCUUGAUUCCCCCAAAUAUAAACGUAUUCUGCCUAGGUAUUUUAAAGAAGUGACCUUCCUGGAAUUCUUCACACGUGGUGAUCAGCAAUAUUUGAUUAUUACCACCUCUCAUGAUAUGACAGCACACAUAUGGGACAUGGUGAAGAACGCAUUUGUUAAUAUUGAGCUGCAAAGUCCAGUGUCUCCGGUAGCUUCACUUUUCUCAUCACAUCACAAUCUACCGACAUUACUUACAUGUUCAAUUCAAGGCACCUCUCGUGUGUAUAGCACCAAGGAUUUCAGGUAA
This is a messenger RNA of Panicum virgatum (switchgrass), 2055 nucleotides long. RefSeq names its product putative serine/threonine-protein kinase A. The coding region runs from base 1 to 2055 and encodes 684 amino acids. Gene Ontology annotation, biological process: protein phosphorylation. Gene Ontology annotation, molecular function: protein binding; protein kinase activity; ATP binding. Lineage: Eukaryota; Viridiplantae; Streptophyta; Magnoliopsida; Poales; Poaceae. The record is from RefSeq and is a predicted model, not a curated record. The transcript is spliced from 13 exons.